AUGUUCGCCUGGAUCCUCCGCGGCUGCCGCGACGAGUGCUCCGCCUCCGACCAGCUCAAGCAGGCUCGUGAUGUCUUCAAGGCGAAAGAGGUGGUCUUGCAAAAGAAGAUUUCUCAGGAGAUGGAACGGGCCAAGGAGUUUACAAAGUCGGGAAACAAACAGGCAGCAAUGCAGUGCUUAAAGAGGAAAAGGUACUAUGAGAGUCAAAUGAACCAGGUUGGAAGCGUUCAGUUACGUAUCAAUACCAAGGAGAAAAUGAUCGCUGAUCACAUGGGCAACAAAUAA
Molecule: messenger RNA, 285 nt
Organism: Miscanthus lutarioriparius
Lineage: Eukaryota; Viridiplantae; Streptophyta; Magnoliopsida; Poales; Poaceae
Source: the annotation of a GenBank genome assembly